Messenger RNA from Eurytemora carolleeae, 1944 nucleotides. Its product is annotated as probable 2-oxoglutarate-dependent dioxygenase At3g50210. The record is from RefSeq and is a predicted model, not a curated record. Gene Ontology annotation, molecular function: dioxygenase activity. Bases 483 to 1295 code for a protein of 270 amino acids. NCBI's taxonomy places the organism in Eukaryota, Metazoa, Arthropoda, Copepoda, Calanoida, Temoridae. The transcript has 15 exons.
UUCCUACCUUUCCUUUGACAUUUUAUUUUAUCUAUCUUUUAAAAAAUGUUUAUAUUACAAACUUUUCAUUAUCUAAACUAAAUCAUAAUUUGAAGUUUUAUACUGGAGCCCAAAUUUGAGAAUUUUGGAUGCAAUGCUUAAAAAAGACCCUUUUUCUUCAACAUCCAGUAUACUUAGUGUUAUAAUAAAAAGAGAGAAUUUUAGAUAAAAUGGAAAGUUCUGUGUUGAUCAUCGAUGUUCAAGCCAUAGGUUUGGCAACUGUGACUCCUACCCUGGACGAUUAUCGUAUGGUUGGAAAACAAUUAGGAAAAUUAUCAAGCAUACACUUUUUUCAUCUAAUAACAAUUCAAAAAAUUCUUAAAAAUACUUUUUACUUGACUAGCUUGAUUUGAUCAUUUAUUUGGGUAGAUGAGGCAUUUAGAAAAAUAGGUUUCGUUUAUCUAAAGAACCAUGGGGUAAAUUCACAAAACAUAAAGAAAGGUAUGGAAGAAAGCAAACUAUUCUUUGAACAGGACGCUGAGAAGAAAAAUGAGUGGAGGAGGGAAAAUAAGAAAGGAAGAGAUAUGUCAGGCUGGGUGGCUCAGAACAGAGAAUACUUUAAACAGAAUGAUGGCAGCCAAGCAGUGACAGAACUGCGCGAAGCGUUUGAUAUAUUCUAUGUUGACGGGGAGAAUAGUAGAUUACCUUGUAUCAACAAUGAGAACAGAAAUGCCUUUCAGGAUUUAGCUCACGAGUCUAUUGAACUUGCUACGAGACUGUUACGCUGUCUCUCUCUUGCUCUGAAUAAAAAGAUUCAUUUUUUUGAAAACUUGCACAGGAGAAUGCUUUCUGGAAAUAAUAAAACUUCUCUGCGAUCACUUUACUAUCCACCGAUCAAGGAAAAUGUUGAAUCAGGAAGUAUCAGAUGUGGGGAACACACCGACUACGGAACUCUAACCUUCUUAUAUCAAGAUAAAUAUCCAGGACUACAGGUGAAAACAGUGACUGACGGAUGGAUAUCUGUUCCUCCAAGACCAGGACUGUUAAUGGUGAAUAUUGGAGACAUGUUAGAGAUGUGGACCAAUCAACUGUAUUCAGCAACAUUUCAUAGGGUUGUAAUUCCCGAUGAAGAGAUAGAGAGGAAAGAAGCCAGACAAAGUAUUGCUUUCUUCCUGCACCCUGACGAUCAGGUUAUGAUUGAGCCACUGGUUGCUGAAAUAAAUGAAGAAAAACAGAAGAAGGGAGAAACAACAUAUUCUUCAGUUUCGGCACUCCAGCACUCAGCCAAGAGAUUCUCAGAGUCCUUUAAAUACUAAUCCAGAACUCAAAGACGCCAGUCUACUUUUACUUUGUAUGUAUAUAUAUAUAAUAUAUAAAUAUAUAUAUAUACAAAGUAUAAAACCUUGAUAAGAUUCAAGACUAUUUACUAAUUUGCGUACAUUAACUACAUGUACAUGUAUAUAUGUAAUAUGUAUAAGCUUUCUCAGUUUUUAUUGUUUUAAGCAAUUGUUUCAUCAAUUCCAAAACUCAAAUGCUUUAACCAGUUUUGUUAAAGUUUUUUUACAACAUGCAGUCUAAAAUUAGUCUUAGUCUGAGGUUAAAAUGUUCUCCAGAACUAGAUGUUUUUAGUCUCAAAGACAGCUAAGUCUCAUUCCUUAGCUUAUUCUAUUUCUUUAGUUAUGUCCUCUGAACUACAACAUAGCAUUAUGUUCUUUUGUAUAAUGUAUUCUUGUAUAAUUACUUUAAUGAACUAUAGUGCGGGUUGCAUAAUAACUUUAAUAAACUAUAGUACGGGUUGCAUAAUAACUUUAAUGAACUAUAACACGGGUUGCAUAAUAACUUUAAUGAACUAUAGUACGGGUUGUAUAAUAACUUUAAUAAACUAUAGUACGGGUUGUAUAAUAAUUUUAAUAAACUAUAGUGCGGAUGGGUUGUACAGGGUGUCCCAAAAAACAUGGGAAUUCA